Molecule: messenger RNA, 3635 nt
Organism: Callorhinchus milii (elephant shark)
Lineage: Eukaryota; Metazoa; Chordata; Chondrichthyes; Chimaeriformes; Callorhinchidae
Gene: golga2
Product: golgin A2
Exons: 29
Coding region: 105-3287 (1060 amino acids)
Biological process (GO): Golgi organization
Cellular component (GO): Golgi apparatus; cis-Golgi network; Golgi cis cisterna
Molecular function (GO): protein binding
Source: RefSeq, a predicted model, not a curated record
CUCUGUGACGUGGCGGCUGGCUGGCUGGCGGGCGGGCGCGGUGCAGGCCGGGAUCGAGGCGCCGCUGGCCGGGAGGACUGGUGACGUGUGCGGGGCUGACAACCAUGGCUGACGAGAGCAGGCAGGCGAAGCUGGCGGCCGCGAAAAAGAAGUUAAAGGAGUUCCAGCAAAAGAAAAGUCCAGUACCCGUUGGGGGAACCAAAAAGAAGAGGAGAACUAAAGAAGACAGCCGAUCUGAAACGCCAACUAAUGAUUAUGACCAAGAUAUAUCUGAUAUGCCCCUGCAGAACAUUCUGAAGGUGCUGGUAGCAGAUCGCAGUAAAUCCAAUGGGGUAACUCUACCUUCAUUGGACAGGCUGAAGGCUUGCCUGGAGAAUGAUGCUGAUCGUCAUCGCAGCAGUCAGAGAGUUGAUGAGGCUGAGCUUCAUUUCAACACCUACAACAGCAACUUGCCAAACAAAGAGGGUGUAACUCAACACAUUGAUCAGACAGUACAGAAUGAAGCCCUCUCGCAGAAGUUCUAUCAAGAGACACAUGAAGCUCAAUCAGAAGAAAGCAGAGAAGUGUCUUCUACAGAAAGCCUUCGGCAGUUGUCUGCUCAAUUAAAUGGCUUGGUGACUCAGAACUCUUACAUUAAUGGUGAAAGUACAACAGCUACUGCCAGCCCCAAAGAACUGGAGACACGAAACCAAGAGCUCGCAAUAGCCCUUGACUCCAGCAGUUUAACAAAUAGUCAACUAAGUACAAAGAUAGAGGAAUUGAAACAAAAAAACCAGGAGCUUAUUGAUCGGCUCGAUAAGGAGAAGAAAGAUUCAGAACAGAAAUGUACUAAGGAUCAGGCAUCGAUGAGGGAGCAACUGCAAGUUCACAUCCAGACAAUUGGGAUUUUGGUUUCGGAAAAAUCGGAGCUACAGUCUGCACUAGGUCAUACACAGCAGGCAGCAAGACUUAAAGCAGGUGAAGCAGAAGAGCUAAACACCAGACUGCAAUCCACGCGCCAAAGAGUGGCAGAACUGGAACGAACCCUAUCAUCCAUCUCAUCCCAACAGAAACAGUCUGACAAAGUCAGCAAAGAACUUGAAAAAGAACGAGAAAACCUUAAAGUUGAAUUGUACAGACUAAACAAAAUGAGUGACGAGCUAAAGCAACAGAAUUCUGAACUAUCGGAACAGUUGCACUCCAGGGUAUCGGAAAACGGUUCAAUGAAGAGCAAGAUUGAAGAUCUGCACAAGAAACUGGAAAUGGCCGAGUUGAUGAUUCAGCAAUUUACAAAUCAAUCGGGAUUACCAGGUGGAAGCCAGCAGUUACAAACGGCUCUCAAUGAAAAAGCACAUUUGGAGGCACAAAUGAUCCAGCUGUCUGAAUCAUUGCAAAAGCUUCGUGCUGAAAGGGACCAGUACGCCCAAAAGCUACAGGAGGAGGGCAGUAUUUGGCAGGAGAAGAUUCAUCAGCUGGCAGCACAAAUAACUGUACUUUCAGAGGAGAAAGAGUGCAAUCAAAACCAUAUCCGGGAACUGGAGACAUCAUAUACUGAGCUUCAGACCCGAUCAGCACAACAGUGUGAGGUCCAUGAAAGCCAGACAGCACCACAGCCUGAGGGUCCCACAGAACACGAAUUGGCUCUGCAGGCAGACAUUCAUCGACUGGAACAGGCGAAGGAAGAGUUGUACACCCAAUAUCGGGCACAGGUUGGCGACAACGAGCAGCUGAGUCGCUUGAACCAAGAGCAGGAGGAGCGGCUGCAGGAGUUGGAGCGCACAGUGCAACGCUACAACGAUGACACAGUGGACCGUCACCAACUGCUGGAAAACAUGCAGAGUGACAAGGUCACCAUCAGCAGAGCGCUGACACAGAACCGGGAGCUGAAGGAGCAGCUCGCAGAACUUCAGAACGGAUUUGUUAAACUUACAAACGAGAACAUGGAGCUUACCAGCGCAUUGCAGUCCGAGCAACAUGUGAAGAAGGAAGUGGCACGGAGGAUAGGACAACUACAGGAGGAUCUGGCAGAAUUGAAAGAGAAGCUUGAUCUGAAAUCGCUGGAAGCUCAGGGCUUGCUGGAGCAGAGGGAUCAGUUCUACGCUCAUCUACAGCAAUACACAGCAGCCUACCAGCAGCUCAUCAGUGAGCGAGAGGAGCUGCAAAAGCAAUACCUGCUCCAGACUCAACUCAUGGAUCGGCUCCAGCAUGAGGAGGUACAGGGGAAAGUUCAUAUCGAAGUGCACCAGAAGGACCUUCAAGUGACCAAGAGGCAAAUCGAGGAGUUGAACAAGGAAAACGAAACAUUAAAGGCGCAGAUCAGUACACUGACAACGGAACUGAAUGGAAUCAGCCCACAGCUCAGAAUGCAAGGUGAUGGUGUAGAAAGUUAUGGCGGUCUCCCCGAAGGAAUCCAGAAGAAACCAAUCAUAAUACCAGAGGACUUUGAAAGUAAAGAGGAAAUGACUGCCUUCCUGAAAUCAGCAAUAAGCCAACUUGAGGAUGAGCGAGAUGAGCUGACACAGCAGUUCUUAGAACAGAAAGGACAGCACCAGGCAUUACUGCAGCAGAUGUCAGCCCUGAGGAGCAACCAGGAACAGCCCAGAGGAACAGUGAACAGUACCGACACCAUUCCAACAGAGGUGCAUGAAGCCCUGAAAGCUGCUAUGGACAAGCUACAGGUUCGAUUUACAAACCUGAUGCAGGAGAAGGUAGAUCUGAAAGACCGAGUGGAAGAGCUGGAGCAUCACUGCAUCCAGCUGUCUGGGGAGACGGACACAAUAGGUGAAUACAUUGCACUUUACCAGAGUCAGAGAGCCAUUCUGAAACAGAGGCACACCGAGAAGGAGGAGUACAUAAGCAGACUGGCUCAGGAUAAGGAGGAGAUGAAGAUGAAGCUGUCAGAAUUACAGGAGCUGGUGAUGAGGCUGGUGGGCGAGCGGAACGAGUUGUACAAUAAAUAUGUCGGUGCCACACAACAGGCUCCACAUUCGGCAGCAGCUGAAGUGCGGCAGCAUUUACCUGAAGGACCCAUGGAGCUCAAUGCCGUGAACACAGAAGAUCUACAAGAUGUAAGUUUAGCAGACGAACGCGAGACUCAGGCGGUUUCCUCGAGGGCAGCACAUCCAUCAGAGACGACCCCGCCAAUGGGCUUACCCUCGGAGGACCACACUGCACAACAGAUCAUGCAGCUUCUGCAGGAAAUCCAGAACCCACAGGCCAAACAGAGUCCGUUCUUGAGCUAUUCUCCCUGCAUCCCCUUCUUUUACAGGGCAGACGAGCACGACGAAGUAAGGAUUCUGGUUGUCUAAGUGUUGGUCUAUGACAGGGGGCAAUUAUUAUUAUUUUUGGAAACUGGGAAAGAAGGUGAGAAGGCAAUUUGUAAAUUUGUAAGGAUGUUUUAAAAAAAUAAUAAUACGUAAGCGAGUGAUGCCAUGAUGAAAAGGUUUCUGAAGCCGGCCGCUGUGGUAACGGAACGUUUAUAUAAGUUAGUAACCUUGAUCCCAGUCACAAACGUGACCUUUUUAUUUAGAUUUUUAGUACUUUCCAAAUGUGUUCUUCUCAAUUGAGACUCCAUGGGUUAUGGUGCGCUGUUUUUAAAGGUCACCUAUGUAGGUUUUUUUUUGAACACACACACAGCUUUCCCCUCUUCCCUCCCC